Molecule: messenger RNA, 840 nt
Organism: Paracoccidioides brasiliensis Pb18
Exons: 3
Coding region: 1-840 (279 amino acids)
Molecular function (GO): nucleic acid binding; zinc ion binding
Source: RefSeq, a predicted model, not a curated record
AUGAAGAACAAGCUCUGGGAGAACACUGACCACUACUCUACUGAAUGCAUGAGGAUUGCAUACAUCAAAAACCAGACUGAUGGAAAUGCAGCACAUCACAUUGCACUCUGUAUGAAAGAGAACCACCCUGAGCAAUACCAGACUGCAGAAGAGAUAUUUGAGCAUCUUAAGUCAAUAUAUAAGAAUGCUAACAAGCUGCAAAAUGCCAAGAGUGAUUAUCACAAGCUGAUUAUGUGCAAUGAGAACAAUUAUCAUGAAUUUAUCACAAAAUUCUUACAUCUGGCAGAUGAGGUCAAGAUUGUCAAAGAGGACUACAAGACAGACUUCAAUGACAAGCUGUUCUUUGAUCUUCAGAGAACAGUGACAGUAGUCAAUGCAAUCAUCAAUACAUAUGCUGAGUUUCAGAAGAUCUGUGCUCAGACAGCUCACAUCCUCCAGACAAUCAAUGUCACUCAGAAGUCAAAGAGCUUUCAAACUUCCCACAGCACCUCAGCCACAAAAUCCUCUAUCAUAAAGAAAGCCUUGAGUGCUCAUUCAGAUAUUCAGUGCUACUACUGCAAGAAGAAAGAUCAUAUUGUCAGAAACUGCUCUGUGAAGCAGAAGUCUCAACAGAUGAUCACUGAGCUCACAGAGAAUGACACUUCUGAGCCUUCAGCAGAUUCAGAAAAAGAAAAGUUUCAGAAACUUCCAUUUAAAUGCCACAUGAAGGGAUACAAUGAUGCCUCUGGUGGGGUGAUAGACUGCACAUUGACCCUAAACCUCUGGGUGAAUGGCUGGAGAUUCCGGAAUGUUCCUCUGCUGGUGAUGAACCUAGGCCAGUACUCUGUCAUCCUGGGAUGA